AUGGCUUCCUACUACGACGACCACAGCCUCGAGGACCCAUUCAAGGCACGCAAGAAGACCAACCCUUAUGGAGGCAGUUCAUUUAACCCUGACCUGUCGCACUUUAUGCCUCGCGAGGAGACAGAGUCUACCUCCAGCAGCCCUUCUUCCAGGUCACCCCCAACAUCAGGACCAGCAGUUGGCGACUUCCGUCGUCUUGCAGAGAUGUUUGGAGGGUUCCGCGAAAGAGAGGAGCCUUUGGGCGAUGAGGCUCACCAGGGGUUUCUCGAUAACCUGAUCACUCAAUUGAUGGACGAGGCAGGAGCAAGCGGCAAGCAUGGACCACCACCAGCAGCUAAAUCGUUCAUUCGGGAUUUACCCUUUGUGCCACAGAAGGACCUGAAGCGAGGUAUGCAAACCACGCAAACCAAGCAGACAAUUAUUAUCACGGAUGAGGCGUGCAUUAUUUGUAACGAAAACUUUCAGGAGAACGAGUCAAAGGCAGGAGUGACAAAGCUGCCCUGCAAACAUCAUUUCGACCGUGACUGCAUCGUGCCCUGGCUGGAACUUCAUAACAACUGCCCUGCGUGCCGCGCUGAGGUGCCUUCGGAUGAUCCAGAGUGGAACAGGAAAAAGCGUGAAGCCGAGUUGGCCAAAUACGCAGCCGAGGCCGAGAUUGAUCAGGACUGGAUGUACUCUUAG
Linnemannia hyalina is the source of this 681-nucleotide messenger RNA. The record is from the annotation of a GenBank genome assembly. Lineage: Eukaryota; Fungi; Mortierellomycota; Mortierellomycetes; Mortierellales; Mortierellaceae.